Sarcophilus harrisii (Tasmanian devil) is the source of this 7221-nucleotide messenger RNA. It is a transcript of the gene ETNK1, whose product is annotated as ethanolamine kinase 1. Gene Ontology annotation, biological process: phosphatidylethanolamine biosynthetic process. The transcript is spliced from 8 exons. The coding region runs from base 317 to 1408 and encodes 363 amino acids. Lineage: Eukaryota; Metazoa; Chordata; Mammalia; Dasyuromorphia; Dasyuridae. Gene Ontology annotation, cellular component: cytoplasm. Gene Ontology annotation, molecular function: ethanolamine kinase activity. The record is from RefSeq and is a predicted model, not a curated record.
AGUCCCGGCAUGCACCGGAGCCACCGGCAGUAGAGCGCAGCGAAGUGGAAUUUUCCCUGCCAGCUACCCGCCCCUGCUCGUUCCAGCUGUAGGCGAGACCCUCCCUCUCUCCUUCUCAUUAUUGCCCGCCCCCCGUUCCCACCGGCCGCGAACCAGGCUCCAACCGCUGCCCUCCGACCGCUCACCCGCUCCCCUCGCGCCCUCCGCCCGCCUCCUUCCUCAGCCCGGAGCGCCGCCCGUCUUCAGCCUGUCGGCCCCCGCUGCCCUCGUCGCGGUUGCCAUAGCCGUCGUGGUCGUCUCUGCUGCCGCCUGGGCCAUGGCCAACUACAUCCACGUUCCUCCCGGGUCUCCGGAGGUCCCGAAGCUGAAUGUCACCGUGCAGGAGCAGGAGGAGCAGCGCUGCCGGGAGGGGGCCCUGAGUCUCCUCCGACACCUGCGACCGCACUGGGACCCCCAGGAGGUGACCCUGAAGCUUUUUACAGAUGGGAUCACAAAUAAACUUAUUGGCUGUUACGUUGGCAAUACAAUGGAGGAUGUGGUCCUGGUGAGAAUUUAUGGCAAUAAAACAGAAUUGUUGGUUGACCGAGAUGAAGAAGUGAAGAGUUUUCGAGUGUUGCAGGCUCAUGGCUGUGCACCACAACUCUACUGUACAUUCAAUAAUGGGCUGUGCUACGAGUUCAUUCAGGGAGAAGCUUUGGAUCCAAAGCAUGUUUGUAAUCCAGCUAUAUUCAGGUUAAUUGCUCGUCACCUUGCUAAAAUUCAUGCUAUACAUGCACACAAUGGCUGGAUUCCCAAAUCUAAUCUAUGGCUAAAGAUGGGAAAAUAUUUCUCUCUCAUUCCUACAGAAUUUGCUGAUGAAGAUAUUAAUAAAAGGUUCUUAAAAGAUGUGCCAAGUCCUCAUGUUCUUCAAGAGGAGAUGACAUGGAUGAAGGAGAUACUUUCAAACCUGGGCUCACCAGUUGUGCUUUGUCACAAUGACCUGUUGUGUAAGAAUAUAAUCUACAAUGAGAAACAAGGUGAUGUGCAAUUCAUAGAUUAUGAGUACUCUGGCUACAACUACCUGGCAUAUGAUAUUGGAAAUCAUUUCAAUGAAUUUGCAGGUGUAAGUGAUGUAGAUUAUAAUCUCUAUCCAAAUAGAGAACUACAAGUUCAGUGGCUAAGGUCUUACCUUGAAGCUUAUAAGGAGUAUAAAGGAUUUGGGACAGAUGUUACAGAAAAGGAAGUAGAAGUACUAUUUAUUCAAGUCAAUCAGUUUGCAUUGGCUUCACAUUUCUUUUGGGGAUUGUGGGCUUUAAUUCAAGCCAAAUAUUCUACCAUUGAUUUUGAUUUCCUUGGGUAUGCAAUUGUUCGUUUUAAGCAGUAUUUCAAAAUGAAGCCUGAGGUCACUGCAUUAAAAUUACCUGCGUAAAGAAGGAUAUUUAGUUAACCUCAAGUGACUACGCAAUCCUUGUGAACCAUUUUUGAAAACAGAUAUUGAACAGCUAAUAUUUGUUAAAAUUCUGUGAUUUCAUUUGGUUAUCUUGCUUUAUAACUGAUGCCUCUAAACAGCCAACUUAUCUUUAAAUAUUACAUCUAAUUCAGAAAUGUACCUACUGUCAGUAUGAGAUGGAUUAGAAAUUUGUUAAAUCUACAAAGGUCUGUAGAGAUGGCAAUUUAAUCCUUUCUUUGAUCAUUUAAUCUGUUAUAUGUGAAUUAUUUAUUAUAGAUUUAACUUGAUUCCAUUGCUGCUUUCCUUAGUUUUUGUAAAAGAAUUGAAUAUAGGUAAUGAAAUUGUUUCUUUUUUUUUUAAAAAAAAAAAAAUUUUUUUAACAUUAGAUUAAUUUAGGUAAAUGUUUUUUGGGGUGUUCAUUAUAAAUAAUCUUGUUGUACUGUAUGUAAAGAGUCAUUUAUUCUUGAAAUGCCAGGAACAAGGUAUAAUAAAUUUAGAUUAUUUAAUUCUGGGCUAGGAGGUAAAACUUUUCAUGGCAUGGUACAUUUUCUGAGUUGAAUACUGGAAUGAAUUGCUCCUGGGAAUAGAAAUUUUACUUACCCUUUUAGUCCUGGAAUACAUUUACUAACACUAUCUUAGCAAAAUCUUUAUGAUAGAGGGUGUUUUCUUAUCUAAAAUGUGAAUAUUUUUCACUAUUCCCUUUUUUUAAAUUGCUACAUACAAUUAUUUCUAAAUUAUGUGUAAUUCUAUGUAUUGAACAGCACUAUGAUCUUUUUAAAACAUUCUACUUUUCCAUUUGCUAGUCAGGGUGAGUCAAUGAGCAAUUUACUCCCCUUCUCUAAGAUACCCCUCUCCCCCAAACAAAAGGAAGGGAAAUAUUUAAUCACUCAGCCUCUAUGCUCCUAACUUGGUUUCAUAUCUUUAGCACAAUUAGAUAGUACUAGGAAAAAAAUUAGAAUGCUUAUAGACUUAUAACAAAUGACUAUUGCUGAUGAAUGUAUAUAAAGUUCAAAGUGAUAUAUGGAAGCUGUGAAGAAUUAAAUAUUUUACAGAUAAAUUUGAAGAUUUGAUCAUUGUAUACUUAAAUUGUUAUGCCAAGAAAUCUUUGAAUUCCAAAAUGUGAAUUAAGGAAAAAGGAAGAUAUGUAUUGGUUUUUUUGGAUUUUAUUUUAAAAAAUGGAGGGUGGGGGCUGGUCACCCUGGGGAAGGGAAGAAGGAACUUCUAUAAGGUAGGAGUCAGUCUUUAAGCUUUGAAAUUGCUGUGUGAAGUUUUGAUAGUCAACUUUUUAAACAAUUGUCCUGACAAGUUUUGCACUUUGGUCACAUAAGUGCCCAUAUAAAGUUGACAUGAUGUGCCUGCAUAUUCAGAAUGUGCAAGCACAAACUUAUCCUACAAUUAAAUAUUGCAGGGAAAAACACACACACACACACACACACACACACACCCUCUUUUAAGAAUGCUAAUUUUCAGAUUACUUAAACCUUUAAACCUUCAGACAAGCACUUUUCAAGAUUCUUGAAAGCAGUUUAUAGAAAACUUUAAAGGUCAUUUAAAGUUGUAAAAUUCAUUAAGUAAAUAUCUUAAAAGAAAUUUCUUUUCAUAACAGUAUUAAAUCAAGAUUCACUUUUCUACCUCCCCUUCAAUCUUAUUAAAAUUAGUCACAUUUUGAUUUUAUUUUAACAAAAUAAUGGAAUCAGUAGUUUGUUUCAUUUGACUCUAAAUUAUUUGAAAAUGAAGUUUUCCUCUACUAUUAGGAUGUGGAGUUUAUGAAAGUUCUUUUAGUGGAUUUUUUAUCUUCUUCAUAGAGAAUAACAAGUACUGUGGAGAAAAUAUAAAACAUUUUUGAUUUUUUGCUUUUUGGUUAUGUAAAGAGUUAACAAUUUGUAUCUGUCAGACCUUUGAAAACAGUAGAAAAUAUCCUUUUUAUUUUUCUCAGAUUGUCUUCUCAAGCUGGAAAUUGUAGAUUUUGACCAUUCUCACUGAGCUUACUCUGCUGGUAAACUAAUAGAGCCUUCUCUUCUCUGUUUUUCUUAGGGAUUAAUAUGGAAUGAUGAAUUGGUAGGGACAAUCACUUCUUCCACAAUGAUAUGCCUAAUUCACACCUCAUUGUGUAUAUAGAUAAUGGGCACAGAACGGGCAUGUAUAUAUAGUCUUGCUUUUUAUCUCUGGCAUGCAGGAGGAAUUGAUGGGGAGAGGGGUGCAGUAUUAUGAUUGUUUUACUCCACUGGUUUAUGGGAUCAUAGUGCAGAUAGUACUUUUUUAGAAAAAUUAAAUUUGCUUCACAAUAACCAUUUAAGGAAUUUAAAAAGGAAAAAUCUCAGAGCUCUAGAAACAUUUAUAAAAAGUUUUCUUUGUGACUUGCUGAAAUGCCAUUCUGUUGCCUUUUUUCUAUGCUAAGUUAAGAGGCUUGAAUGUCAUACAUGAUAACUCAACUUGUAGUAAACCUGGUAUUGGAAAUAGGAAGAGGGUUAUAUAAGUGACAUUCAGGUAUGCACAAUGUUAGUCAGUAGACCAUAGUGGCCUGGGUGCUUUAAAAAGCAACAUUGAGUAAAUUAUUUCCUUUCUUCUGUUACCAUUUGUAAAAUCAGACCUGGUUAAUCAUAUUUAAUUUUUUUCUUUUAUUACCAGUCUCUGGAAACCUACAAAGGUGUGGCAAUAAGUCACAUACUUUUUGUAUGCUUAUUUAAGUUUACUUGGAACAUUAAAAUUAAUUAACCAGGUCUGGCCAUGUAUAUAAAGCAGUGUAAAUAAAUAUGUGUAAAUUAGUGUGAAUUAUAACUUACACUUAUGAGCUUGUGUAUUUGCUUUUGUAGAAAUUUCUCUAUAAAUAAUCAAGCUCCUUAUCUCCUCACAUCCUUUUUGCUGCUGUUGUUUGUUAACCUGGCAUAUCUGAUGGCUCUGUUUAUACAGUGGGAAGAAAAGAGAGAUGAAACUUAAGAAAAAUUGUAAUAUGCUGUUACAUUAAGGGCAGUACUUAAUUUAUAGGUUUUAUUAACUUUAUUAGUUAGCACUUAGCCUUUGUUAAAGUAAAGAUUCCUGGAAGAUAGUGAUUUAAUUCAGUACAGUCUUAGGCAAAUAGAACUGCAUUUUUUUUUUUAGUUUUAAUUAUAUAUUAUAUAACAGUUGAUUGAAAACUUUUUUUUUUUUUUUUACCCCUUCUCUGUUUUGGAAGGAUUUAACUCUUACAUCAAGAGGAAAAUCUGAGUGUAAUAUUCAUAUCUCUUAAAAGAAAAUUUAAAUCUCUACAAAUAUAAACCAUCCAUCUUAAACUUCAUAAGUAUAUUCGUUCUAGCAUGGUAGCAGAGACUAAAAUGUUAAUCCAACUUUCUAACAUCAUUUGAAGUAUAUUACCUGAUUUAAAGAAAAAUUUCUCUUUCUAGAGUGUCAGGUAAAAUAGAAACCAUUCCAUUUAAAUUUUUACAUAGUUUUAUCCCUUUGGUUUCUUUUCAGCCCUUCUGUAAUUUAUAAAUCCUGACUUGUACAAAAUAUAAUUUGGUAGUCUUAAUUUCUAUUUACAACACUGCUUUUGGUAGCAUUUAAAUCUGUGGCUUUAGGACACAAGAGUUUAACCUAUUAAAUAUUUCCCAAAUUUUCAUUUGUUGGAAAAACUGAUUCAAUAAUUUCUUUGAAGAUGUCAGAAGAAAGGGUGAUGGUGGCAUUAAUUGUGAUUGCUUUAAACUAACAGGAAAUCCUAAUUUUUCCUCAAGGAAUCAAGAGCUAUAAGCAAACAAUUAUAAAAGUAGCCACAUCUUUUGUUAAAAAAUUGCUUUGUGGGAAUUAUGUACUGUAUUUCUCAUUUGCUUUCCAUUUUCUCUUAUGAUUACAAGUUAUCUAAUGUGAUUUGAGUAUGUGGAAGCCUAUGUCACAUUUUAUAACAAUUGGCAUGUUAUUAAGAAAUUAGAGUAGUGUUUGGCCAACCAUUUUCUAGUAUAUGUGAUUAGUCAUUUUAAAAAUUACUUUAUACAAGAUUAGAAUAUAUAUAAAUGUGUAUAUGUGUGUAUUGCAUAUAUCAUGUAAACUUGUGUCCAAUGCAAUAUUUUUUUUAUAAAAAACAUGAGGUUUUCCCAAUAUUUUAAGCUCAAAGACUCAAUUUGUUGCUGUCAAAUACUUUGAUUUACAUCACUAUUGGUUGCAAAUAGAAUUAGGGUUGCAGAGUUGUUAUGAAAGUAUUUUCUUCCAUCAUGUUUGACACGUAAAGAGUGAAAAUUUUUUUAAAAAUAUAUUUUUUCCUACAAAGUACUUGGAAGUGAAACCAAUAACAUGUAUUAAACAGAGGGCAAAGCAACCCUGAUGUUUCUAUUAAUUUAAGAACAUUUUAUUUUCAUUGAUCUUUUUAAAGGUAACUAAAUAUACUUGAGUCUUUAGAAUUCUCUGAAAGAAAAAUGAUGGAAUUGCAGAUUAGAAAAUGAUCUUGUAUAAACUUAACAUGUUGGUUAGUUUCUACCUUGGUCUACUUCACUUUUUCCUCAUGUUAAAAAUAUACAUGUGGUAGACUAUGGAUUAGAUUAUGAAACGUGUUUUCUCUAUACAUAGCCUUUUAGUUCUGAUACUGAAGAUUUGGUUUAAUCCAAAACAAAAAAAAAAAUUAAAAAUUUUUAAAAAAUUAUCCAUGAACUUGCAAUGUUUUCCUUGUUUAAAAUGUAACAAUUUGGUGGUGAUAGGCUCCAUUUUACAUUAUUAAAUAAAACUAGCAAUGAGAAGUAGGAGAUGGCCCAUGCUGUAAUAUUUUUUUGACAUUGAAAUUCUUUAUUGGCCAUUGGUUGUGAAUUAAAAAGCAAAAACUAUCUUAGAUAAUUGGGAAGUUAGGGGGGGGGACUAGGAUGAGAAAUUUUCCAUGAUAGUGAACCUUACUUCCAUAUGUCAUGAAGUCACCUCUGUGGCCUGGAAAAGACCCUGGAAUGGAAAAACAAAAUGUUUAAAAUCACUUUGCACCUAUCUCAUGUGCUGUCAUAUAUUUAAUAUGGUGCUGUGCAGGAAAUUGUGUUCUCUGAUCAUCUAAAGCAGUUUUUCUAAAGCAGUGGUUCCCUAGAGUUUUCCAACUCUAUGAAAAUUAAAUCAGCAAAGACUUUUUUUUUUAGACUGCUGAAUUUCAAAAGCCUUUACACAUCCCAAGUCACUUUCCAUAAUAUCUUAAGUAUUGUUUAAAUUUAAAAUAAAAAAAUUUUUGGAAGAAAAGUUAUUGCUUUGAGAGCUUAAAUGACAGCUUCCUUAAAAUCAGAUGGAAAAACAAAAUUAAAUUCAAAGUCAUUGUAUUAGCUGUGUUAGUUAGAUUUGGAAAUUGUGGCAUAAGGCUUAAAUUUGUAUUUAUCAAAUGUGAACUGUAGUAGUGUGAUGCUGCUUUGUAUAUACUGUAAGUGCUACACAUAGUCUCAGCACUGAAAAUGUAUUGAUACCUCUCAAAUGAGUUCAACUUGAAGUGUAGGUGUUUGAUAUGCCUCAGAAAUGUGUGUGUCUGAGAAUCUGUUAAUGUUUGAAAUUGAAGAUACUUCCUGUUUUUGUUUCAUUUAAUUUAAAAUUUAAUUUUUACUACUGUUAAUUUGUCAAUAUGUUCUGUGGAUACAGUGGGGUUGCUGGUGACAACUAAGAUGUUAACCUCAUUUGUUUUGGCUAUAUGUAUCAUUAGCUAUUAUUGGAGUCGAUUGUAUUUCUUUUUAAAAAGUGAUGUUUAAGCUUUGUUUUUGUUGUAUAAAUCUUUUUGCUAUUGAUUAAAUGAAGGAAUGUAUCUUUUUGAAGAGAUUUAUAUUCUGUAAAUAAAAACUGGUUGUAACAAUAAAGCUAGGUUCUAACUUCCA